Sorex araneus (European shrew) is the source of this 3147-nucleotide messenger RNA. It is a transcript of the gene HEYL, whose product is annotated as hes related family bHLH transcription factor with YRPW motif like. Gene Ontology annotation, biological process: circulatory system development; anterior/posterior pattern specification; Notch signaling pathway. The record is from RefSeq and is a predicted model, not a curated record. Bases 65 to 1219 code for a protein of 384 amino acids. Gene Ontology annotation, cellular component: nucleus. Gene Ontology annotation, molecular function: protein dimerization activity; RNA polymerase II cis-regulatory region sequence-specific DNA binding; DNA-binding transcription factor activity, RNA polymerase II-specific. NCBI's taxonomy places the organism in Eukaryota, Metazoa, Chordata, Mammalia, Eulipotyphla, Soricidae. The transcript has 5 exons.
GCCCGGGGCCUUCUGGGGAGCCCAGGGUCGUGUCCCCAGAGUCCAGAAGGGGCCUGUGACCCAGAUGCCGCCUCCCCCACCCCCGGCCGCGCUGCGUGGGAGGAGGCGGCAGCUGCAGCGCGGGCGGAGGGCGGGCGGCCGGCGCGCCCGGCCCGUGGGAAGCGGCGGCGUCUGCGCUUUCCACGCUCCUUCCCAGCGGCUCCCUCUGAAACCCAACCCGCCCGCCCAGCGGCUGCCCGUGCCCUGCCGCCCCGCCCACCCGCAACCCGGCAUCGGGUUGCAGGAGCCCGGGGCGGGAGCUCAGGCCAGGGGCAGGGGUGAGGGGCUGGGCCAGAUGGCCAGGCCGCUGUCCACCCCCAGCCCCUCUCAGAUGCAAGCCCGGAAGAAACGCAGAGGGAUCAUCGAGAAGCGGCGCCGGGACCGCAUCAACAGCAGCCUGUCGGAGCUGCGGCGCCUGGUGCCCACGGCCUUUGAGAAGCAGGGCUCCUCAAAGCUGGAGAAGGCUGAGGUCCUCCAAAUGACCGUUGAUCACUUGAAAAUGCUCCACGCCACAGGCGGGGCAGGAUUUUUCAACGCUCGAGCCUUGGCCGUGGAUUUCCGGUGCAUCGGAUUUCGGGAAUGCCUCACCGAGGUCAUCAGAUACCUGGGGGUCCUCGAAGGGCCUAGCAGCCGUGCGGACCCUGUUCGGAUUCGUCUUCUCUCCCACCUCAACAGCUACGCGGCUGAGAUGGAGCCCUGCCCCACGCCCCCGGGGCCACUGGCCUUCCCCGCCUGGCCCUGGGCCUUCCUCCAUGGCUGCCCUGGGCUCUCGACCCCGAACAGCCAGCUUGCCCUCCUUGGCAGGAUGCCCGUCCCUGUGCCCCCCAGCCCCUCCUCACUCGCUUACCCGCUCCCGGCCCUCCGAGCCGCACCUGUGCGCAGAGCCGCUGGCACUGCCCAGCCUGCCCGGAGGGCUUUGCUGCCCAGUCGAGGGGCAGCUUCUUCUAUCCGGAGGGCCCGGGCCCUGGAGAGGCCAGCUGCCCCCCUGCCCACAGCUGCCAGUGGUAGGGCUGCCCAGAGCAGCCUCAUGGCACCCCUCCUCCGGUCCCCUUCCCCCGCGCCGCCUGGGGCAGUGAGGUCCCCCACUUACUCUGCUGUCCCUGCUCUUAGGGCCUCUUCCCCGGGCACGGGGCACUGCCACUCCUGGAUCCCUGACAUCGCAGAAGUCGGGGCCUUCUGAGCUGGCAUCCCCGAGUCCCCACUCGGCCCUGCCUCUCGGCCUGCUCCCUGCACUGGCUCCGAGACGGGGCUUCUCACCCCGCUGAGGCCCCUCCCUGUCCGCUGGCCUCAGUGCCCCGCUCAAAGCUGUCCCCUACCCUGCUCAGAGGCUUGUUGGCAAGUCUUCCCUGGAGAGAGCCCGGGAGAGGCCCUCAGAGCUGUGCCCUGACCCCUCUCCUGUCUCAGGGCCCACAGGGCAGCAGACGAGUCUGGGACUCUUGAACCUGAGUGGCUUGACUCCUGGGGACAGGCUGCUCUUCCCCCCGAUGAAGUGAGACACCCCCCCCAUCCCUUCCCAUUCUUCCCAGGACCAGGGUCGGGGACCAGAACUCAGCGUCUACCCCACUUCCUGAAGAGAUUGGCCGAACAGAGGCCACAAAGAGGUCUCCUGGGACCCCUGGUCUGCCUGACUCUGCCCUCCUGGAUCGCUGUCACGCAGACGGUCCACCAACGGCCAAGCCUGGGGGUGGGGAUCUUCCAGCUCUCAGACAGCUGGCAGUUCUCUCUCCCAGCCGCAGCAAGGAGGCCUGGGACAGCCCCCGGGGCAGGAGACCAGACUGACCACUGGAGAACCCCCAGGCGAGUGACCCCCGCUGGGUCCACCGUGCCCCAGGCCACGUUCCCACACGCGGCGCCCAGAGCGGGACCCGCUGGGACUCAGAAGCAGACAUUGCGCGCCUGGUUUGCGUCCGGCCGUCGGUGGGAGCGCAGACUGCUGGGACAGCCGCGGCCUGUCAGGCUGGACCAAAAUAACCGUGAGGAGGGGCAGAGUGAGGGCCGCAGAGGCGUCUGGGCCCUUCAAGGUCGUGCAGAGGUCAGGUGCCUAAGAGCCUGUUCCCCCCAACUCCACACAGCUGGCUCCACUCACAGACUGUCACCCCCACGCGCUGACCCCGGCCGCUGGGUCAGCACAGUGCGAAGGAGCGACUCAGUCGCCAUCCCCUGGGGCACAGCAGAGACUAGACCAAACGGGGCAGUCCCAGGGCUGAGCUGCACAGGGUCGGUGUCAACAGAGUAGCCGUGAAGGGUCUCGGUCCGUGCCCAUUGCCUCCAGGCUGCCCCCAGGAGCCCACCCGCUUCUCCAGCUGCCAGUCAGUGCUCCCAGCUUCUGUGCAGCCAUUGAGUGUUUCCAAAGUUGCCUCUGGGAACUGUGGUUCCCUGUUCCUCUGGUACAGAAACCUUCUGGGCCCAAGGUCAAGUUUGCAGAAACCCAGGGGGAAAAGAGCUCUUGGGGAAGUGGGGCAGAGGGCAGGGGCAUUGGAGUGACCCAGAAAACUCCUUUGAGAAGGCCCCUUCCUUCAGGAGGCAGUGAGAGCUGGAGGCUGACCUCGGGCCGGAGAGGGGUCCUGAGUACAGGCUUGGGGAGGGCAGGGUGGUCAGCAGCUCCCAGGCGUUGGCAGAGGGGACAGAGCAGGCAAAGGUGGCAGAAAGCCAAGAUCCCCCUCCCGUCUUUCCCCAAGAGCAGGAAGUCCUCCCCCCGACACCCCUCUUCUCCCCCACCCUCUCUGCCCACCCUGGAUGGAGGAUCCUGGUCCCCAGUAGCAGACUAGUCCUGCAGUUGGCGGGGGUCUUCCUAACGGGGGAGGCCAGUGUGAACCACUUGCAAGGCCAUGGGGGACACGUCUCUUUGGGUGCCAACUCCCAACAUACCUGUGAUGCUCCCACAUGGGACAGUGUCCAGGUGCCCCCUAAGGAGGUGGCCUGGGCUCCCAGCUUCCUAAUCUUCCUCAAGCUCAUCACCCUCACUAGAAACUGGAGGUGGGGGCUGUCUGCCUGUGUUCUCAUGCUUGAGGAUAUGUUUGUAUCCCUACUCUUCCUGGUGCCCCAGACUCCCACCCCAUUGCCUGGGGUAGCAGCCAAUAAAGAUUUUGUACUUCUGGAAACCUUCAA